AUGCAGCCUUCCAAUCCCCCCGAAUCCAAUUCAAAUCCUACCGAUAACCGCGAAAACCCUAAAUCGCCAAAAUCCUCCUCCACCGAAUUCAAUGCCACCGGCAACUCCGCCACCGCAAACAGUAGCAAUCAUGUCGAAAAAAGCUGUGAUAAUGUGGACGAUGAAUUAGUUCUUGAUGUUACAGGUAAAAGCCUGGAAUUUGAUUUAUUAGAAAAAGCUGAAGAUUCAGUGGAGGGUUUAUAUUUGUAUAAGAAUGCGUUUAGUUUGGUGCCAAAGUCAGUGGGCGGGUUAAGGAAACUGAGGAAGUUCAAGUUUUUUGGGAAUGAAGUGAAUUUGUUUCCGGCUGAAUUUGGGAAUUUGGUGGGAUUGGAGUGUUUGCAAGUCAAAGUAUCAUCGCCAGGGUUGAAUGGGUUGAGUUUUAAUAAAUUGAAAGGGUUGAAAGAGCUUGAGCUUUCGAAAGUACCGCCAAGACCUUCAGUCUUGACGAUUUUGAGUGAGAUUUCUGGGAUCAAGUGCUUGACAAAGCUCUCUGUUUGUCAUUUCUCUAUAAGAUUGGAGAGCUUGGACCUAUCAAGUAACAGGCUGAAGUCAUUGGGAUCUCUUGAACUUACUUCAAUGCAUGGCCUCCAGUAUUUAAAUCUUCAGUACAAUAAGCUUCUCAGUUGUUGUCAAAUACCUUCAUGGAUAUGCUGCAAUUUGGAAGGAAAUGGCAAGGACUUGUCAAAUGAUGAUUUCAUUAGCUCUUCAGUUGAAAUGGAUGUAUAUGAAGCCUCCUUUCAGGAGGAUGACAGAAAUUUUUCUUGUAACGGUUCCAAUCAUGCUGCAUCAAGCAUAGUGACUGGGCCUUCAUCAAACAGCAGAUGCUUUUCAGCUCGGAGGUCCAGUAAGCGUUGGAAACGACGACAUUAUUUGCAACAAAAAGCUCGUCAAGAGCGAUUAAACAACAGCAGGAAGUGGAAAGGUGAGGGCCGUGCUGAAGCUUUGGCUCUGAAGGAAAGUGAAAGUUUCAAAUCGGACAAUCUAGUUGUCCAUACCUCUGAUAUUCAUGAAGAGGGUACAUCAGACAUCGUAGGCCUGGAUGAUGAUGAUGAAAAAGUUGAACUUUCUGGAGACGCCGAAGUCGAAAAUCUGCUUAUCAAAGUUGAAGAUGAUAAAUUCAGCUCAAAAAAGGGCUUUUCUGCAGGAACCUGCUCAUGCGACCUUGGGUCUAUAAAUAAAAGUGAGGAAGAAGUAUGCUGCGUGCAAGAUGAAUCUUUAGCCCCUAUAGAGGGUGGCAAUGGUAGUCAGGAUGAAAGUUUAUCUUCAGAAAAAUCCAAAAUCACUUACAAGUUAAAGAGGCAUUAUGAUAGGGAUCUUGAUAAUCCAAAACCGUGCAAAUGUCGGAGACCAACAGAAGAUAGCUCAAGUUUGUCUCACAAAUACAGCGACCUUUCAUUUUGCAGCAUUGAGGACCAUCUACCAGAUGGCUUUUAUGAUGCAGGACGUGACCGACCUUUCAUGCCACUGAGGAGUUUUGAGCAAAUCUUGCCUCUUGACUCACGCGAGGUCAUUCUUUUGGACAGGGAGAAGGAUGAACAAUUGGAUGCAAUAGAUCUCUCUGCUCAAGCAUUGGUGUACCGUUUGAAGAGAGUAAAUGGUUCUACCAAAGAGAGGAAUAAGGUUGCUGUUGAUAACUUGCAGAUUGCAUCAUUGCUUGCACUUUUUGUUUCUGAUCAUUUUGGGGGCAGUGAUAGAAGUGGUGCUGUUGAAAGGACACGGAAAGUAGUGUCUGGUUCAAACUACAGGAAGCCUUUUGUUUGCACAUGCUCAACUGGAAAUAAUCAAAGUAUUAGUUCAGCUGGUGAACACACUUUGGAACCUGUAGAAGAUGUUAUUUUCUCGGAUCUCUGUGAGAGAUCUUUGCAAUCUAUUAAAGCAAGACGACGUUCCAUUGUGAUUCCUUUAGGGAGCUUGCAGUUUGGUGUUUGUAGGCACAGAGCCUUGCUAAUGAAGUAUCUGUGUGACCGAAUGGAUCCUCCAGUACCUUGUGAACUUGUCAGGGGUUACUUGGACUUCACACCACAUGCCUGGAAUGUCAUUCUCAGCAGGAGGGGUGGUUCAUUGGUCCGGAUGGUGGUGGAUGCAUGUCGUCCACAUGAUAUUAGAGAAGAAACAGAUCCAGAAUAUUUUUCCAGGUAUAUUCCACUCAGUCGGACUAAAGUUUUCCUCUCAAUUGAGAGCAUUCCUGGUCCUGGUUGUUCAUUUCCUUCUCUGUCAACUUUUGAUGAGAUUGAAAAGGUGGGUUCCAGUACUCUUAUUCAGUGCAAAUUUGGAUCAGUUGAAGCUGCAGCAAAGGUGCGUACUUUAGAGGCAUGUGAGGCUUCAGCAGAUGAAAUUAGGAAUUUUGAGUAUAGUUUUCUCGGAGAAGUAAGAAUUUUAGGCGCUCUACAGCACUCUUGCAUAGUUAAAAUGUACGGACACCAGCUGUCUUCAAAGUGGAUUCCACCAGAAGAUGGAAAUCCAGAACGCCGCGUAUUAAAGUCUGUUAUUCUUAUGGAGUAUGUUAUCGGGGGAUCUUUAAAGAAUUAUGUAAGGGAGGUAUCAAAAACUGGUGAGAAGCAUGUACCGGUGGAGAUUGCAUUGUGUAUAGCUCGAGAUGUUGCAUCUGCAUUGGCAGAGAUUCACUCCAAAGAUAUAAUUCAUCGUGACAUAAAAAGUGAAAAUAUUUUGAUUGAUCUAGAUGAUAAGAGAGCUGAUGGCAUGCCUGUAGUGAAGCUCUGUGAUUUUGAUAGAGCUGUGCCACUCAGGGCUUUCUUGCAUACAUGUUGUAUUGCUCAUAGAGGGAUCCCGCCUCCUGACGUUUGUGUUGGAACGCCACGGUGGAUGGCUCCAGAGGUAUUGCGUGCAAUGGAUAAACGCAGCAUAUAUGGUCUGGAAGUGGAUAUUUGGUCAUAUGGAUGCCUGCUUCUGGAAUUGUUGACUUUACAGGUCCCAUAUACUGGCUUACCUGAACCACGCAUACGUGAGCUUCUACAGUCAGGUAAACGACCACCACUAACUGAUGAGCUAGAAGCAUUGGGAUCCAUGGACGAGCAUUUGGUGACUCAGUCUGGGUCAAAUCUGGAGGGACCUGAGGCUGAAUCAGAAACUCUGAGAUUCCUUAUAGAUUUAUUCCGUCAAUGUACCAAGGAAAAUCCAGCUGACCGGUGCAGCCAGCUUCACCGUGUAUCAGAGCACUCCAAUGCACUAGAAACCCGUUCUAGCUGGCAGCUCAACUGCAGUGCGGAGUUGCCUAAUUUUAUGCCGGGGACCAUCUCAAAUUCUUCUCACCUCACUUCACCUCACCGAACCCUAAACUCUGCUCGCCAAGAAAGACCGGUAAUUGCUGUGAAAAAAAGAAAACCACAAGGAGAGGGACAUCAACAUCGGCACCAAGAUGAAGAUCCACCUUGGGUUGUUUACACGCGUGUUUUGACGUAUCUCGUGGCAUCAUAUGCUCCAUGGACCCCCUAG
Messenger RNA from Dovyalis caffra, 3492 nucleotides. Lineage: Eukaryota; Viridiplantae; Streptophyta; Magnoliopsida; Malpighiales; Salicaceae. The record is from the annotation of a GenBank genome assembly.